UUCUUAAAUUGUGUAGAAGUGUAGAAAUAGGCCGCAGCACUGUGAUACGUAAACGUUAGCCGGUGAUUGCGAAGGAGGUGAGCAUCCUUGGAUUAUCAAAUGGGGCUGCUAGUCUUGGCCUGUGUUUCAUUGUUGGUGAGUGGGUCUUUGGCUGUGGAUCGAGGAAACUUCAAAACCUGCGACCAGAGUGCCUUUUGCAAACGUCAACGGGCACUGAAGGCAGGCCAGUCCCCGUACAGAGCUCUGCUGGACACGCUGGAACUCAGUGAUUCCAGGGUCACACUACAGCUCAUCAAUGACAACAACAAGGUGCGUCUUCUGCUGGAGCUGUACCGGCUACAGGGCAACAUGACACGGGUCAAGAUCAACGAGCUGAAACCACUCAGGCCGCGCUAUGAGGUGCCGGACGUGCUGGUGUCCGACCCACCCACUGAGCCUCUGUCGCUGUUGUCUCAGGAUGAUAACGGCGUGGUGCUGUCCCUGGGAGCACAGCGGCAGCAGAGGCUGAUCGUCAGCGCUCGGCCCUUCCGGCUGGACAUCGUGGAGGGACCCGAGGUGCUGAUGUCCCUCAACUCCCGGGGCCUCCUGGCCUUUGAGCACCUGCGUGUGCGCAAGGACACUCAGGCCAAUCCUGAGGGUGGCGAGGCGAAGGAGAAUGCAGAUGGAGAAGAACAGCAGGAGGAAGCGAAGGAGACCGCAGAAGAAGGUGCUAAAGAGGAGGAGAUAGACGGCAUGUGGGAGGAGACAUUCAAGUCGCACACUGACAGCAAACCGAAUGGGCCGACCUCCAUCAGUCUAGACUUCUCUCUGCCCGGAGUAGAACACGUCUAUGGCAUUCCAGAACACGGCGACAAUCUCAAAUUGAAAACCACAGACGGUGGGGAUCCCUAUAGGCUGUAUAAUCUGGACGUGUUCCAAUACGAGCUGUUCAACCCCAUGGCCCUGUACGGAGCCGUACCGGUCAUGCUGGCCCAUAGCACAGCGCGCACCAUGGGCCUCUUCUGGCUCAACGCUGCAGAGACCUGGGUGGACAUCAGCUCCAACACUGCUGGAAAGACGGUGUUUGGGAAGAUGCUGGACUACGUCCAGGGCGCCAGCGAGACGCCACAGACGGACGUGCGCUGGAUCUCCGAGAGCGGCAUCAUCGACGUCUUCAUCAUGCUCGGGCCCACUCCCUCUGACGUCUUCACCCAGUACGCCUCGCUGACUGGCACUCAGUCCUUCCCCCCCAUCGCUGCGCUGGCCUACCACCAGUGUCGCUGGAACUACAACGACCAGGAGGACGUGCAGGCCGUGGACAAGGGCUUUGACGAGCACGACAUCCCCUACGACUUCAUCUGGCUGGACAUCGAGCACACCGACGGCAAGCGCUACUUCACCUGGGACGCCCACAAGUUCCCCAACCCCAAGGACAUGCUGCAGGGCAUUAUGGACAAACGGCGCAAGAUGGUGGCAAUCGUAGAUCCCCACAUCAAAGUAGACAGCAACUACAAAAUCCACAACGAGAUCCGGGCCCAAAACUACUACAUCAAAAACAAAGACGGAGGAGAUUAUGAAGGCUGGUGCUGGCCUGGGAGUGCUGGCUAUCCAGAUUUCACCAACCCUCCGAUGCGAGACUGGUGGGCUAGUAUGUUUGCCUAUGAUCAAUAUGAGGGUUCGAUGGAGAACCUGUACACAUGGAACGACAUGAAUGAGCCGUCUGUGUUCAAUGGGCCGGAGGUGACCAUGCAUAAGGAUGCUAAGCAUGGAGACUGGGAGCACCGCGACGUCCACAACCUCUAUGGCUUCUACGUGCAAAUGGCUACUGCUGAUGGUUUGAUCCGCCGCUCAGGGGGAGUUGAGCGUCCGUUCGUCCUCACCAGGGCCUUCUUCGCUGGGUCUCAGAGAUACGGAGCGGUAUGGACCGGUGACAACGCGGCAGAGUGGGACCACCUGAAGAUCUCCAUCCCCAUGUGCCUCAGUCUGGGCCUGGUGGGCAUCUCUUUCUGUGGAGCUGAUGUCGGGGGUUUCUUCAAGACGCCCAGCCCUGAGCUGUUGGUUCGCUGGUACCAGACGGGUGCCUACCAGCCCUUCUUCCGCGCCCACGCCCACCUGGACACCCCCCGGCGUGAGCCCUGGCUCUUCGGGCCCGAGAACACGGCGCUGAUCCGCGAGGCCGUGCGCCAGCGCUACGCCCUCCUGCCCUACUGGUACCAGCAGUUCUACCAGGCCCACAGAACCGGCCAGCCCGUCAUGAGACCAUUGUGGGUAGAGUAUCCUAAGGACACAGCCACGUUCACCAUGGAUGACCAGUUCCUUAUUGGGAAGGACUUGUUGGUGCACCCUGUAACCGAGGAGGGCUCCCGGGGCGUGACGGCCUAUCUGCCAGGACACGGAGAGAUCUGGUACGACGUCCACACAUUCCAGAAACACAACGGUGCUCAGAGCCUGUACAUUCCUGUUACCAUGAGUUCUAUCCCAGUAUUCCAACGUGGUGGUUCCAUUAUUCCCAAAAAGCUGCGGGUCCGGAGGUCCUCCUCAUGCAUGGAGAAUGACCCCUACACUCUCAUUGUGGCUCUCAGUCCCCAGAGAACUGCAGAGGGAGAGCUCUACAUUGACGAUGGCCACACCUUCAGCUUCGACACCAAGAAGGAGUUUAUUCACAGAAGCCUAACUUUUGCCAACAAUGUCCUCUCCUCUAGGAACUUGUGCCCUGACAGCCAGUUCUCCUCUCCCUCCUGGAUCGAGAAGGUGAUCAUUCUUGGGGCCAGUAAUCCCAAAGGGGUCAACCUUAAGACUGAUGGUAAAGAGACUCCACUGGAGUACGAGUUUGAUGCCUCCAUGUCGGUGCUGACCCUCCGUAAGCCUGGCGUGAGCGCUGGCGCAGACUGGACUGUGGAGCUGCUGUGAGGCUGAUGGGACUGGGCUCAGGAUCCAUAGGCUGUUAUGGGGGUGCAGGAGAGUGGCCACAGGCUGUGGUGACCACACGUGGAGAAAUGACCAAGGAAGGGAAGCUUGUAAGAGGCACAUGGAGACCAAGCUGAUCGAGUAUGGGACUACUAUCAGAUACACACACACACACACACACACACACACACACACACACACACACACACACACACACACACACACACACACACACACACACACACACACACACACACACACACACACACACACACACACACACACACACACACACACACACACACACACACACACACACACACACACACACACACACACACACACACACACACACACACACACACACACACACACACACACACACACACACACACACAAAUGCAAGUGAAUUUCCCUGAAGUAGACCAAUAGGUAUGGGACUCUUUAGACGCGAAACAAUCAUACACACACACACAGACACACACAAACACAUCUAUGAUCAUCAUAACAGGUGAUGACUUAUCACCUUUGCCAUCCAGGACCACAAUUGAGUUAUUAGGCAGGGAUCACAUUAGCCAGCGGCAAGCGGCAGCGGCAAGAGUAACGCAACGCUCAGACCAUAAUAAUACAUCCAAAACAGUAUAUCUCGUUGCUAAGUUCAAUCUUGUUGCUACGUCCUUAGUCAAAUCUGAUUGGUUAAAAUACCUAAACAUUCCAAAACUGAUUGUGACGAGCCGAGCGUUGCGCUUCAAAGUUGAACCAAGUUCAACUCACAGUUUGCUCAACGCUAGCGUUACGCCAGCGUUGUCACCAUUCCGCUGCCGAACCAUAGAGAACAAUAGGAAACCUGCCGCUUGCCGCUGGCUAGUGUGAUCCCCACCUUACUGUGUGACCAUGUCAUAAAAAAAAAAAAAAAAAAAAAAAAUCUUAGAUGAACUCCUAGGACUAGGUGGUUUUUUUUUUUUUUUUUUCCUUUUUCCGUUUUUAUAAAUGUCCAUGUCUAUGUCAAUUCAAUCUUGAUCAUGUGAUUGUUGAAUAUAUAUUUAACUGACAAAGUCUAAAGUCAAAAUGUUUUUUUUAUUAUUAUUUCUGAGAAAUUUCAGGCAUUUCAUCGGAAGGUAUUUCAUCUGGAUCUCUAUAAACAUUUUAAUAACCUAAUCAUGCCUUGUGAAAAUCAGUAGUCACCAUAGCAUGGUUGAGCCUUUAGAAAUCGUCACCCAUUUCUUCUUACUGUCCUGAACAACACAACACUCGGUAUUGUGCCAGAUUUUUCUCUAAUUUGGGAAAACAUUGAGAUACUGUGUCCUUAACUUCAACUUGAAAUACUUGAUAAUUCUGUGAGACAGUUUAAAUAUGUCUUGCUAGUACUGGCUCUGUGUAUUGUAAUGUGAUGGGUGGGUAAGGGGAAAUGUGGCAGCUUAAGCGGGAAAUUAAAUUCAAACUAAGAGUUGUGACAUAUUUUCAGGGGAAUAAACCACUGAAUCUGGAACAACUACGUUGUUUUUUUUGUUCUUUGCAUUCUGAGAUUGUGUUGAAUUCAUUAUGUUCAUGAUGUUCAUAAGAGGAGAGUAACUGGUGGAGGGGAGGGGGCGGGUACAAUGUUUACAAUGAUAUAAUGAUAUAAUACAAUACAAUUUGGGUUGUGGGUUUGUAGAGUCUUAUUGACUGCUGUUAAAUAAUGGGUUGUAUCUGUGUGCAAGUGCAGAAAUAUUAGUCACAGAGGUCAACCUUGCAAUGUUUUAAUAAUGAUGUUUUUAUUUUCUUGGUAGUAUGGAUUAGUUCUGCAGGGCGUUGAUGUCCACUUAGGGAUCCUAUUCAAACCAUAGGUUCAAACUAGCUCGUGCCCUCUUUCAGAUAACACAUUUGUAGAGGAUUGCCUUGAGGGGCUACUCCCAAGUUAAUAACGACUAAUGUUUGAUUGUUGGAUCUGAUGUGGGUAAUAAAAAUGUACUAUACCGAA
Messenger RNA from Sardina pilchardus (European sardine), 4846 nucleotides. It is a transcript of the gene ganabb, whose product is annotated as glucosidase II alpha subunit b. Bases 100 to 2889 code for a protein of 929 amino acids. The transcript is spliced from 24 exons. The record is from RefSeq and is a predicted model, not a curated record. NCBI's taxonomy places the organism in Eukaryota, Metazoa, Chordata, Actinopteri, Clupeiformes, Clupeidae. Gene Ontology annotation, biological process: N-glycan processing; carbohydrate metabolic process. Gene Ontology annotation, cellular component: glucosidase II complex. Gene Ontology annotation, molecular function: glucan 1,3-alpha-glucosidase activity; carbohydrate binding.